GUUUCUGAGGGAUGCAGGAGGGGCAGAGUGGAAAAAAAGACAAAUAUCAUCACUCCACUCCUCCGAGGGAGGGACUUUAGAAGAUAGUGCGUUGUCAUGGCUGAAAAAUGUGCGGCCAGACGUUUGUGAGCUGAGCGCCUGAAGUUGGAGCGCAUCCGAGCACAUAUGCAGGCGCCGGUUCUUGGUGUUGAAUGGAUCCCGCUGUGCUCAUCUUCCUGCUCUACGUGAUGAUUGCGCACGACCUGAUCUGCGGAUUGAUGCAAUACCGCAGACAGAGCGCCAGACCCAGAAAACCCGCAUCUGGACCUUUGCUGCGCUCGAGCUCCAGGUUGGGUCAGGGAUUUUUGAGGACAAACCGUCUGUCAGAAGGUGCUAGCCGAGGAGGGAGGGACCUGAGAAAAACCGGACGAAUCGUCAGAAAACUGUAACAAGGACACAAGUUAAUCUGACGGAAACUGAACAUACAGAACAAGCAGCUUCUGGACUCUAAUUGUGUUCAGUGAGCUGCGAGACUCUCAGCUCAGCAAACAGUCACUCAGUAUCAGCAAAAGGUCUCAUCCAGCACAGUAGUCAGAAUUGCAGCGACUGGGAACCUUUGAAAUGUCACAUUGCAGGACGUUUAAAUACCACAAACAGGUUCAGGUUCAUCACUUUCUGGGCUGACAGCCACAGUCGAAACUACUCGUCAAGCCACCUGUUGUAAAGACACCAUGGCAUCGGUAUCCAGCAGCUCUCGUCUCAACAAGGCGAUCCGGCAGCAGUACAUGAAACUGCCUCAGGGGGAGAAAUGCCAGGUUACAUACAUCUGGGUGGAUGGCACCGGAGAGGGGCUCCGCAACAAGACAAGGACCCUGGACUCGGAACCAAAAAGCAUUGAAGAUAUUCCUGAGUGGAACUUCGAUGGAUCGAGCACCUACCAGGCUGAAGGCUCCAACAGUGACAUGUACCUCAUUCCAGUCUGCAUGUUCAGGGAUCCUUUCACCCUGGACCCCAACAAACUCGUCCUCUGUGAGGUCCUUAAAUAUAACCGCCUACCUGCUGAAACCAACCACAGGCACACCUGCAACAAAGUGAUGGAGCAGAUUAAGGAGGAUUGCAUGUGGUUCGGCAUGGAGCAGGAGUACACACUCCUGGGAAUAGAUGGGCAUCCAUUUAGCUGGCCUCCGAAUGGAUUCCCCGGGCCUCAAGGCCCAUAUUACUGUGGAGUGGGAGCAAACCAUGCAUAUGGACGGGACAUUGUGGAGUGUCACUACAAAGCCUGCCUCUACGCGGGGGUUAAUAUCUAUGGUACCAACGCUGAAGUUAUGCCCUCCCAGUGGGAGUUCCAGGUAGGCCCCUGCGAAGGCAUUGAGAUGGGAGACCAUCUGUGGAUGGCUCGUUUCCUUCUGCAUCGUGUGUGUGAAGAUUUCGGGGUGGUUGCAACGCUGGACCCCAAACCGAUAAAAGGCAACUGGAAUGGUGCCGGCUGCCACACAAACAUCAGCACCAAGCAGAUGAGGGAAGAUGAAGGACUGAAGUACAUCGAGCAGGCCAUAGAAAGGCUUAGCAAAAAGCACAGAGAGCACCUCCAGGUGUACGACCCACACGGAGGCAAUGACAACAUGAGGCGCCUCACGGGUCUGAAUGAAACCUCAAGCAUCGAGGACUUCUCUGCUGGCGUCGCCAACCGAGGAGCCAGCAUCCGCAUCCCCCGACAGGUGGGCCAGGACCGGAAGGGCUACUUCGAGGACCGCCGCCCUGCAGCAAACUGUGACCCCUACGCAGUGACAAUGGCUCUCGCCCAAACCUGCCUCCUUGAUCCAAUGGAGGAAAAGGAGAGCAAGUAGAAAGAAUUAAAUAAAUGCACAGGCAUAUCCCCCAGCAGAUUCUAUAAGGAGAUUGUUUUUACACAAGAUAACUACUACUAUGAAACAAGUACCAGAUACAAAGCCUUGCACUUGUCUUUCCUUUUGAUCUUUUUCACAUUUUCUCCUCCUACAGCAACACAUUUCCUGGUUUUAUGGGACAGAUUUAUGCAAAUUGGUGCAAAAUGUUAGUUGAAAGAAAUCAUUACACUAUUUAAAUAAUAUAAGAUAAAAAAAUCUCUGUACAAGUGGGACAUGCAUUUGUGUUUAGACCCCAAAUAGUUGGUAAAUAGAUAGUAAAGCAACAUUUUUCUGCUAAUCUAGCAAAGUUACUUUAUUCUAUUCAUUUGCAAAAUGUCACCUAAUUAAUUUGUGGGAAACAACAAAUUAGAGAACUUUUCAGAUUGACUUUGAAAAUGUAUCUCAUGCCACACAUUUCGCCCACUAAUAGUUUUCUUGUUGACAGAUUCUCCUAUCUGAGUCUAGGAUCUAUGCAGCUGCUAGGAGCUCUGCUGUGCUCUCCAUCAAACCUCUGAGAUCUCUGAGAAAGAAAAGCUCCAUCACACACACAGAGAUGACAUUUUUAAAGCAGAAUUUAGGAAAAUGGGCAAAACACAAAUGCAGGUCAAACUUUACAGAUAUUUAUUUGCCAAGAACUGAUUAUUUCUUCACUUCAUUUGGGUCCUGCUUGGUGUUGAUCUAUCAUAUAAAAGCUCAGUUAAGUUCAAGUCCUUGGUUGUAAUUUGAGAAAAUCUUGAAAUGAUUAACAAACAGAUGGAACCAAACCAAAAACAGAAAAAAGUAAUGAGGCACAAACACAAUACAAACACAGGCAGAUUUAGUCCAAGCAGUGAUCAUUUCCUCACAGCAAAAGAAAGGAUAGAACCUUAAUUUAAAUGUACCGCUGUCAAAACUUAAUGGUGACACAAAAGGCACAAAAACACAAUUCAGUUAAACAAAGGUAGAAAAAUGAUCAAAGAGUUGUGAGUUUUUCUACAGACCAGUAACAGAAAAGGGCAUCCGGGAGACAUGAAUGCAUGCAAAUAACUAAAGGAGAUGCAAAACAAGUUCAAAUAGAGUGUAUCAAAACUCACACACAUCGAGCAACAAACCGUCUUACAUAAUUUAUUAGUAAAACAGAGACACAACUACACUAAAAGUGGUAGAAAAGUAAAAUCCAACAAAACCAGCUUCAAUCAUCAUUCGUUUAAGGUGUCCUCAGUUCAAUGUGUUUUCAACGUGUUUUUCAUUCUGCUGUCUCACAAUCUGUCCAUGCCUAUAAGCUGCCGUGUUUGUUAAAAUUCUGUAGCAUCACUACAACAUGAUCAGAUCCGUCUGAUAGUUUACUGUGGAUCACUGAACUGGCAGCAUCGGUGGUGUGUUUAUCCUUGUGCUCAGACAUUAACUAUUUGGAAAAAGCUUGAAUUAGAUGUUUUUUAUUGUUGUUUGUUCUUGUAUUUGUAUAAAAUGAGAAGUGCUUUUGCUGUAUGUUAAACAGUUUCACUGUUAAAAGUAAAUUAAAGAUAUGGAUUGAUA
This is a messenger RNA of Cyprinodon tularosa, 3380 nucleotides long. RefSeq names its product glutamine synthetase-like. The transcript is spliced from 12 exons. Gene Ontology annotation, molecular function: glutamine synthetase activity. NCBI's taxonomy places the organism in Eukaryota, Metazoa, Chordata, Actinopteri, Cyprinodontiformes, Cyprinodontidae. Gene Ontology annotation, cellular component: cytoplasm. Bases 711 to 1826 code for a protein of 371 amino acids. The record is from RefSeq and is a predicted model, not a curated record.